Thamnophis elegans (Western terrestrial garter snake) is the source of this 2093-nucleotide messenger RNA. It is a transcript of the gene SIPA1, whose product is annotated as signal-induced proliferation-associated 1. Lineage: Eukaryota; Metazoa; Chordata; Lepidosauria; Squamata; Natricidae. Gene Ontology annotation, biological process: establishment of epithelial cell polarity; epithelial cell morphogenesis; activation of GTPase activity. Gene Ontology annotation, cellular component: cytoplasm; plasma membrane; Golgi apparatus. The transcript has 7 exons. Gene Ontology annotation, molecular function: GTPase activator activity. Bases 426 to 2093 code for a protein of 555 amino acids. The record is from RefSeq and is a predicted model, not a curated record.
CGCCUGGGCCGCAGGGAGCGGACGCCGAGUCUCCACGCGGGGCAAGAGGAGAAGAAGCAGAAGCGGCGGCGGCAGGAAGGAAGGCAGCGCCCCGCUCCGAAGACCUCAAAGCCUGCCGGUCCGCAAAUAAGAAACAUUUCCAAGAUGACGCGGGAUCGUUGCCACUUCCCAGCCUUCGCGAUGGCCAUGGCUGCAGCAUGCUGACCCACAGCGGCGGAGUGGAAGCGGGCGCCAGGCUCCUUUCCCCAGCGGUUUGCAAGCGUCUCUCCAUGGGGAGUGCACUGACUCUCUCUGUCUACUUGACCACCGCUGGCUGUCUUGGAAGCCCUCGAUUGGCUGGCGAGCCUGAGGGGCAGCGGGGCCUGCCCUCCAAUCAGAGACAAGGGCGGGAUCCGGAAUCUUGAAGCGCACGCUGGCCAGGGGCGAUGCAGUCGGACGAUCUCUUCGUUCGCAAGAUGCGACGCCACUCGAACCGUCCACCGCUCACCUCCUUCUCGUUCGACAAUUUCCGGACCCCCAAGCCCCAGGCGUGCGAGGGCCCGCUCGUGGGCCACUGUGGCCCGCCACUGAGGUCACCACAGUGCAGCAGCCUCAUGCAUCGCAGCAACAGUGACGUGACCCUGAGCGAAGGGGAGCUGACAACCACUGCAGGUGCUCCCAGCUCCCCGUUACCGCUGGCCGCAGCAUCCGGGACGGGAUUCCAGCGAAAUAGCAGCAGCCCCAGCAUGCCCUCAAAGAGCAUGGCGCCCCCUCGAGCCCGGGCACACAGCCACGAAGAGUCGCGGGUGGGCAGUCCCACCGCGCGUCGUUUCCGUGAUCCCCUGGUCCUGCUGGGACUGGCAUCCUCGGAUGUCUGGGAAUCGGACGGGAGUGGCACCCCGUCAGCGGAGACCAGCGUAUCGCUUCCCGCAUCGGAGGUGGCCACGCCGGUGUGGGGCCGCCACUUGGCCCAUUAUGACGUUCAGAGUAUCCUCUUUGAGCCGGGCGAGGGGGCCCGGGAAGCUGCGAGGCAGGGCAACGUCACCACGGGUGCCUCGGCGGCUUCACAGUGCCGUACGGCGGACGUGACCCCGAUUCUGGAGGACGGGGCAGGAGAGGAGGAAGGAGGCACGCUGGUGCUCAGGUGUUCCGCCUUUCGGGUGGAAGCCGGAGGGGAGGUCGAACGGGGACUAGGCCAACACCGGGGGUUGCCGGCGGGCUUCCACUGCCCAAACAUGGCCGUUUCGGUGCUGGAGGAACCCCGCGAAAGUUACGGACAGAGGAGUAGCCGAGUGAUGCACACCAUCGAAUAUGCCGAUCUCGGAGCCUGUUACUACCGGAAGCAUUUUUACGGCAAAGAACAUCAAAAUUUCUUCGGGGUGGACGAUCAGCUGGGCGCUGUGGCCAUCUCCCUCCGCCGCGAAGAGAAGGAAGGAAGCACCGGUCCUCAGUACAACUACCGCUUGAUCCUUCGCACAAGCCAGCUCCGGACCCUCCGUGGAUCCAUUUUGGAAGAUGCCCUGCCUCUCACCGCUCGCCAUGCCUCUCCCCGGGGCGUCCCUCCCAAGAAGCUUCUGGAGCACAUCGUGCCGGAGCUCACCCUGUCGUGUUUGCGUCUCGCUUCCAACUCCCCGAAAGUCCCCGAGACGUUGCUGAAGUUGGACGAGCAAGGGCUUAGUUUCCAGCGCAAAGUCGGGAUCCUGUACUGCCGGGAAAAGCAGGGUUCGGAGGAGGACAUGUACAACAACGAGAAGGCUGGGCCCACCUUUGAAGAGUUCCUGAACCUCUUGGGGGAUCGAGUCCGCCUACUCGGCUUCGACAAAUACCGUGCGCAGCUGGACAUCAAGAACGACUCCACCGGGACCCACUCCCUGUAUACCACGUAUCAGGACUACGAGAUUAUGUUCCACGUCUCGACCAUGUUGCCCUACACGCCAAACAACCGCCAGCAGCUGUUAAGGAAACGACACAUUGGCAAUGACAUUGUCACCAUCAUCUUCCAAGAACCGGGAGCUCUCCCCUUCACCCCGCGCUUGGUUCGUUCCCAGUUCCAGCACGUUUUCAUCGUGGUCAGAGUGCACCAUUCCUCCUCGGAUCAUACCACCUACAGGUGA